UGCUUGGAAAUCCGGCCUGUAUUAUUUGUUUACGACGUACUCGCAUAGGUAUGUAUAUUCCGUUGGGAUUCCGAGUAAAACAAACGCAUAUCAGUCCUCGGAGAUUAAAUUUCAGUGCAGCUCUACAGUGUUCCAAGAGACAUGUGAGCAAUCGUGAGGAUUGAAUGAAUCCGUUCAUCAUCGAGUGCGGAAAAAGUGCUUAGAGACGAAACUGCGAGAUAUGCUCCGAAAAUCGAGAGCAUUCGCUGCCUGCUACUGCCAAGAAAGGAUAAAACUAGCGCGAGAGGAGACUAUUCUUGCUGAAUUUUGAUGUAGAAAUUCUUGUAUGCGUUACUUCAAAGAUGCGUUUCUUCAUUUUCAUUUUAUUAGCCGCUUUGCAGCCGAAUUUUCUGGCGGCUCGAGUCAUAACGAGUAAAAUUAAAAGAGAGAAAUUUAUCAGAGAAAACUACUGCUUAGUUAGGGAACCGGAAUUUUCACAUUUAUUUAAUUUCACGGGGCUGUCAAAUUCUAAUAAGGAUUAUAGCAUUCAGCAUGAUGUUGAUGCUAUUUUGAGAUUGCAACCUUGUGGCAUGUUAAAAACUAAUUGCAAUGGUCAAGAUGGCUACUCCAUUUGUCUUAAUAAAACCGGACAAGAAAUAGGCAUAGGAAAAAAUCCACCUGAAGUUGUUCGCGAGUUUGGUGAAAUUAUUUUCAAAUAUACUGGUGAUAAAUGUGAUAAUCAGCAUAAUUACACGGUAGAGAUCCGGAUGAAGUGUGAUUUGGGAGUUACAGAUGCCAAUGAAGGCAUGGAGCUAUAUGCGGCUGGAUACAAUGAAUGUGAUUUCAAAUUGGAUUGGAGGACUUCAGCUGCUUGCACUGAACCGAAAAAAAUAAGCUGCACUGUUAAUCAUAAUUCUGAUCAUUAUGAUCUCAGUGAAUUAACAAAAAUUUCCGGAAAUUAUGAAGUCUAUUUUGCCAAUUAUACAAAAAAAGUACUUCUAAAUAUAUGCCACUCUGUUAUUUAUGGACCAAAUACAUGCAAAUCCAAUAAUGCAGCUUGUCUAAUUGAUUUAGAAACUGCUAAAAGCUCACCUUUAGGUGAACCUAAUGAAAAUUUAAAAUACAAUGUAGAUGGCACUUUGUCAUUAAAAUAUACGGAUGGUGCACUAUGUUCAUCUGCUGUAGAAAAUGCAUCUUCAAAAUUGGAAGCAACAAUAACAUUUAUUUGUGAUUUGGAUGCAAUUGGAACAUUACCAGACUAUGUAGGAGGUAUGGAACUGUGUCACUACCGUUUUAACUGGACAACAGCAGCUGCUUGCAGUGAACAAGCCUUACAUGCCAAGAGUUUAGAAAAAGCAAAUUCUGAUGUGUGUGCAGUGAAAAAUCCAAUAACAGGCCAAACUUACAAUUUCACAGCAUUAAUGAAUAAAGAAUUAAGUGUGAAACCAUUUGGAACAAAUGAGUUUUACAAAUUUACUAUUUGUAAUGCAAUAACAAACACUACUUGCAAAAAACAAACAGGAGCAUGUAAACGUCAUAAAAGUACAUCAGGUGGAAUUGGAAAUUCAAAUUUGAUGUGGAAAGAGAGUGGACCAUACUUGAAUUACACGAAUGGAGAUGUAUGUUUUGGUAAACAGCAAAAGUAUACAGUGAUUGAAUUUUAUUGUGGUCCAGAUGACUAUGAAAUCGAUGUAAUAGAUUUGUGUUAUGAUCUAAUUAAGUAUAGUACUCCACUGGCAUGCAAAAUACAGAAGACUUGUUCAACAUAUAACAAUCAAGUCAAUCUUAGUCCAUUAAUGUUACAGCUUUCCAAUUAUGUGAUUAAAUCUGAUGACACAGAAUAUCAUAUAAAUUUGUGUCAACCACUUGUCAAGUAUGACAAAUUUAGUGUUUGCACAGAUGAAAAAGCCAGUAUUUGUAAACUUAGGAUUAAUAAUGGAAAAGUAAUAAGUACAACUAAUUUAGGAAGUUUUGAUUCCGCCCCGAACACUUCUAGUGAUCAAAGUGCCGUUAUAGUCUACCAUAAUGGGUCGGCUUGCGAAGAUGAUAAAAGACGAAGAAUUGAAUCCAGUAUUUCGUUCUUGUGUGAUAUCAACAGCCAAAUGACGCAACCACGAUUCCUAUCCUACCAUAACUGUACGUAUUUUUUUGAAUGGAAAACAAGUUUAGUGUGUGGGAAAGUAGAUGGAUAUUUUAACGACAAUUGUUCAAUCAAUAAUACACUUGGAGAUUUCCGUAAUUUAUCAUUAUUAUCCCAAAACAAGGGCUUAAUAAGUUAUUUACAGGUCACGGGUAAAGAUAAUACCGUGUAUAAAAUUUCCCUUUGUGGAAAUAAGAAAGAAUGUAAUGGCGGGUUUAUUUGCGAUGAUAAGGUCAACUAUGGUACCAGUGUAAGUGUCCUUUAUGAUUAUGCUGAAUCAUCUGAUAUCAUUCGACUACAUUUUACGGGAGGAAGUAAAUGUAGUGAUGGAUCGCUUGCUCAAUCCGUUUUAAGUAUAAAUUGUAGAAACAAGAAUAUUUUGAGUCCACCAGUUCUGUUAAAGGAGAGUUCAUGUUAUUUGGAAUUCGAAUGGGAUAGACCGCAAAUAUGUCGUUUUCUGUCCGUUCCUGAAAAUUCAAUUUCUAAAGAUACUGAUACCAAAAAUAGCAUAGCUCCAAAUGAAGCAGCUUCAUUAAGCGGAGGCAAAAUAAUGGGUAUUAUAGUUCCUGUACUUAUUGUUGUGAUAGGAAUUUUUUAUCUUCUAAACGAAUCAAGACGAACGCACCUUUUUGAGAUGAUUUCUAACUCAACUUCAAGAAAUUGUGAUCGCGUUAAGUAUUCUCGGGUGAAUACCAUGGAAGAAGUUCACCUGCUUUUAAAUGAGUCUGAUCCGACCGUCGAAGAGUCGGAAAGUGAUGAUGAUGAACUUCUGGAUGCCUAGUCAUUUCCUUCUAACAUUUUCCAAAUGAUUACUAACAAAAUUAUCUUUAAGCUCGAAUUUUUUACUGUACUUAAAAAUGUACUUGGUCAAACUAAAAAGACGCCUUAAAAGUGGAACUUGAUGAGUACAAGUGAAAUGUAUAGAUGCAGAGACUAUUUUCUGUAUGUACAGAGACUAUUUUCCUGUAAAAUGUGUAAUUAUUUACCUAAUGACGAGGCUAAAUUAUAAAUGUUUGUAUGAUGAUUUUUUUUUCAUGUGAAUCUAACAGAAUUAUAAUGACUCAAAAUAGUUUGUGUAAGAUGUGAAAAGACUUGCAUUAUUGAAGUAAUGUUGUAAAUGUAAUUAAACAUUAAUAAGUUUAACAGAUAAGAAACGUAUUUAUGUAUAUAUUAUGUUAAGAAUUUCAGUCAUGAUUUUAAUUUUAUUAUUCUUUGAACAACAAUAAAUCUGAAACAAAAUAUUUUCAUUUAUAGUUUAUUCUUAAUGUAAUACGUAUUUACAUAAAAAAGUCGAUUAGAUAUAUUUUUUCCUUGGUCGAUUUUUACGAUCUCUUGACAAUCUCUUACAAAAAUAUAAAUUAAAAAAUUACAGCUAAUGAGUAUACAAAAUUACAAGAUAAUUGAACAAUUAAACAGUUUUACAUCUGUAAUUUAUUACGCUUGUUGUUUAGUUGUGUUAUAUUAUAAAUACAUUUUUGUAAGUUGUUUUACGACUUACAAAAAUGUAUUUAUAAUAUAAAUUUUAAUUUCUACAACAGUUACUAACGUUUUUAAUCGAAGACACGAUGUAUGUACAACAAAAGUAUAUACAAGAAAUCUUACAAAGUAAAAAUAAUCUUGUAAGUGAAAUAAUUACACUGGUGUUUGUUAAGACCAGAAAUGUCAUUUCAGUUAUCGAUAUUUUCUUUAGGCUUAUUAAACUAUAAGUCUAUAGAUUCUACUUUUAAUAUGUUUAAAUAAUAGCGGCAAUAGAACAUAUUAUAGGUUUAAAUUGAAUCAUCUAUAUAGCAGAUAUUAAGUCGAGACGUAAUUUAAUUUAGUUGCCAGAAAAAUAAGGAUAGUGUGACUUUUGUUACAGCUUAAUGAAUAUGUUUAAGAUUCAGUGAUAAAUUAAAAUGAUAUACAAUCAAUUAAAUAGUAUAUUGUGUACCAAAGGCGAAAAGUGUUUCUUUUUCUUUUUUUUAUCGAGUGUGGAGAUUGCAUUACAAGUUGAGGCUAGCUAGCACGAGCCAAAGACGAGUAUCACAACCACACAAGGUCAAAAAGCCCACUUAGCCUUUGGGAUAUACUGCGAUUUUUGUGCCUUAAAACGCCGAAAUCGUGCAUAUGUUACAAACAUUUUAUCUUACAACAACUGUUUUCGGUUCUAAUAAUGUCGAAAAGCAAAAUCAUUGCUAAAAUAUUCAUAUUUUGACAUCAUUAGAGGGAUUACUGUCAGUCAUUAAUAUCGUUAUUACUACUAACACCUAAAUCUUAAAGAUUUACACGAAUACGUUGAUUAAAAAAAAAAAACUAGUAAAAUAUUUGUAAAAAAUGUAUUCAAUUUAAUUUUUCAAAUUUCAAAUAAUUUUAGCACUUGAAUACCGCAUUAACCGCAUCUAGGAUUCAAUGUUCCUUAUACAAAUAUUUUAUUAGUCUUUUUGAACUUAAGUCUUUCAAUAAACUCAGCGUACAAUGAUUUACUUAUAGCAAAAGCAUUGUACAAAAUUGUUUGUUCAUCAUUUUUUAAAUGUUUUUCUAGAUGAGUCAUUUUCAACAAAUUUGGAGCAACACAAGGUGGUAUUUAAUAUUUAGCAUACUCUGAUACUUGAUUAUAUAAUAAUAAAUCAAACUGCAUUUUUACAGCAAGGCUUUAUAUUCACUGUAAACGAUAAUUUAGGAUUCAACAACGAUUGAAGAUAUUUGUGUUUUUAACAGAAUAGGUACAGAGAUACUUAAACAGCAUAUCAUAGCAAAUCUAACGAGCUUACUCAGAAUAAAUCGAUAAUAUUUUAGGAUAUUGUUUAGCUUUUCAAUUAAUGAAAAAUAAAUAGAUUUUCAAUCGAUAUUCUGCACAGUUAAAACAAAUAUGAUUUCGUAAAACCAAAAUCACUUUUAUCAGAGCACUAAAAACUAUAGCACUAUCACGCUAUAUUUUAUACGCGUUUAACAUAGAGUUAAUGUGCGCUCACGAUGUCACAAAUCUACAUACACUUUUGUACGUUUUCUAUGCCUUAGUUCAUAUAACACAAAGUA
Molecule: messenger RNA, 5134 nt
Organism: Nasonia vitripennis (jewel wasp)
Lineage: Eukaryota; Metazoa; Arthropoda; Insecta; Hymenoptera; Pteromalidae
Gene: Lerp
Product: cation-independent mannose-6-phosphate receptor
Exons: 15
Coding region: 342-2900 (852 amino acids)
Biological process (GO): lysosomal transport
Molecular function (GO): signaling receptor activity; D-mannose binding
Source: RefSeq, a predicted model, not a curated record